AUGGUCGACGAUGUUGACAAAUCAAGCUUAUCAGUUGAAAUUGCUGUGGAUGGGAAGAGCCCUCUUGUACGCUUGUAUCUGAGCAAGGAAGCCUUUCGGCUGGACAUUCACCACGCGCUCUUCGACGAAUGGUCUUUGGAUCUCAUUCUGGAGCAGGUUGACAAGGCGUAUGCUGGACAAUCUCUGCCUUACCGACCCUUUUCACCAUUUGUUCAAAACCUCCUUACUCAAGAGCAAAAUGUCGCCGCUGAUGAGUUUUGGAGAGCAAGUUUCGCCGGCCUACGAACUGAACAUUUUCCUCCCGGCAGCAGCAUUACGCCCUCCACCGUCGAGAAAGUCAUUCUCGAACACACCCUCUCUCUCGACCCUACCUUGACGAGUGCCCACUCUAAAUACACACUCUCCACGACUCUCCGUUUAGAGUGGGGUAUCAUACUCUCAAACCAGACUGAUUCUCCGGAUGUGGUCUUCGGUGCAACAGUCACGGGUCGAAAUGCGGACAACCUGGAACUCACAGGACCCACCCUUGCUACGUUGCCUGUUCGUGUCAAGGUUCCAGGAGACCAAGCCAUCCACACGGCGCUGGAGGAAGCGCAAAAAGGCUUUGCCGAUAUGAUGGCACAUCAACAAACGGGCCUGUUGCGGAUUCGAGCAGUGAGUGGCGAGGCGGCUGACGCGUGUGGAUUUCAAAACCUCCUCGUCGUCCAGCAACAGACGGCAAAGAUGGACAAUCAACAAUCCUCACCCAGCAGUAUUUUCGAAUCUUCGGCAAGCAUAGGGGGCUCAAAGUCGCCUGACAACGCGAAGGCAUUCGCAAGUUAUCCGCUUGUCCUCACUUGCCGCCCCUCUCAGCACUCCAUCGCCUUCACCGCCGCCGUGGAUCCUACCCUGUUGGAUACGGACACCACGCGCGGCAUACUGAGGCAGAUGGCGCAUGUUGUGCAACAAAUUCUGUCCUCGACUUCCUCCUGUUCCUCCCCCGAGGCACAUGACUUGCGGAUCAAAGACAUCGACCUCAUGCCACGACAGGAUGUGGAAAGGUUGCGCAAAUGGAAUAGCAUUCUACCAGCGGGGGUCGAGACGCCCAUCCACAACACCAUCCGCAAGAAAGCCGGUUCGCAGCCGGAGAAGGUUGCGGUCCAUUCUCAUGGUUUAAAUUUGAGCUAUGAACAAGUAGAGCGCUACUCGAACUUGUUCUCGCAGCAUUUGUACGCCGCGGGUGUGGACAAGGGGGACUUUGUGCCGUUGUUAAUGGAACGCUCUCCAUGGGCGCCAGUCCUGAUGCUGGCCGCCCUCAAACUCGGCGCAGCCUUUGCCCUGCUUGAUCUCUCACACCCUGUCCAGAGACUCCGCACGAUGUGCACCGUGCUAUCGGCCAAAAGAGUAGUGUGUUUCCCUCAUCAUCAAACAAUGGUGGAGAACGAUCUGUUGCUGCCGGAGAUUAUCUUCGAUCCGGAGGUCAUCACAGAUGUUUCUCAAAGCACCCAAGAUGCUCCCGCUAGACUGGCAGAGAUAGAAAUGGAUGCCCCGGCCUGCAUUGUCUUCUCGUCUGGCUCAACUGGUCUCCCAAAGGCCAUCCAGCUCACGCACCGCGCGCUGUCCACUUCGGCGUAUCACCUCUCCACCACCGGCCAUCUCUCUCAAUGCUCUCGUGUCUUCAACUUUUCCUCGUUUGCAUUCGACCUCUCCAUCGGCGAACUGUUGUUCUCACUCAGCGCGGGCGCGACGGUCUGUGUGCCGACCGAGGAAGAGAGACGAGCGAACCCGUCCAAAGCCGCUGGAGAUUUGGGCGUAACGUGGGCUUUGCUGACGCCCUCCGUGAUCGGCCUGCUUGACCCUGAAGAGGUGCCUACGCUGCAAGUUCUGGCGUCGGCGGGGGAGCAACUUACGUCGCAGAUUGUGGAGAGAUGGGCAGGGACGGUGAGGUUGUUCAACAUGUAUGCGCCGGCCGAAUGUACCGUCAUCUCGCACAUUUCGCGCAUUUUACCAGAAGCAGAUACACCGCCGGCGUGUAUCGGUCGCAGUCCCGGCGCCGUAUCGUGGGUGGCGAGCCAGAACGAUCACCACAAGCUUGUGCCGAUUGGGACCAUUGGCGAACUGCUCGUCGAAGGCCCCGUCGUGUCGUCAGGAUACCUCGGAGACGCCAGGAAAACGGAUGCUGUGUUUCUUUCUCCUUCGAAUCCACCCUCAUGGCUGACCCAGAUCCGCGGCAAAGCUCAGGGCGGCAAGAUUGGCCGGGUGUACAAGACGGGGGAUCUGGUGAGGCAAAGAGAAGAUGGCACUUUGUUGUUCGUCGGACGCAAGGAUGAUCAAAUCAAGCUACACGGGCAGAGGCUAGAGGUUGAGGAGGUGGAACUCAGCAUCACCUCGCUGUGCUCGAGUGUCCACAAGGUGGCGGUGGAUUGUGUCAAGAUCGCGGAGAAAGGAGGAGGACAGAGAGCGUUUUUGGUCGCUUUUGUCGCGCCGCAUGAGUUUGAAGAUUGGGGAGAAGUCGGAAAGGAGGGUGGACUGGAAGUGAUCCAGGACCUCAACGACAACUUCUACAACACCAUCGAGAGCCUAUACACCUCUUUCCAGGACACCCUACCCUCAUACAUGCUCCCCUCGUAUUUCCUUCCCUUUUGGAAUAUUCCCCUCAGCUUGUCCGGAAAAGUGAACCGCAAACUGUUACGGGAAGAAUCGACAAAUCUCCUCAGCAGCCAGGACCACAGGGAGAAGUACCAACUUCGCACGCGCACAGCACGCGAGCAAGCAGCAGACGGAGAGCAGGUUCCUCUCACGGAACAUGAGACCCAAAUCCUCCAAAUAAUCGCCCAGGUGUUGCAUUUGGAUGCGCAACAAGUGCCCAUCAAGGGCAACUUCUUUGGCACAGGCGGUGAUUCUAUCUCGGCCAUGCGUGUGGCUGCGCUCGCUCGACGCAACGGACUUCGCCUGGGCGUCGUCGAGAUCUUCAAGCAUCAGAUCCUAUCACAAAUCGCGGCUUCUUGCUGUCCAGAGUCAGACACAGACAGCACCACUCCAGACUUUUCGGAAAGCUCGUCGACCACAGACGCCACGUCUCAAGAUUCUUCUGAAAGCUUGUCGACCACCGACAGCAACAGUGAAAAGGCCCUGGGAUGUGAACUACCACCUGGUCUACCACAUGAAGUGGCGCAGCAAGUGGAACUAGCUCUCCCCGCGACAGAUUUCCAGACAAUGACGCUGUACAACUUUUACUCGCGCUAUCUGUGGAUUUCGCUUCCGGACAACCCCGAUAUUGAAAGGUUGCAGCAGGCGUGCCAGCUGUUGACGGAGAAGCAUUCGAUUCUGCGGACCGUGUUUUACACCACAACCACCACCACCGCCACUGGCUCCAUCGUCCAGCUCGUCCUCCGCAGUUUCUCGAUGGACCUGAAACAUCACAAAGACAUCGAGUCAUUGGACCAGCACUUCACCAGCGAUUCGUUGUCCCACGGGCCCCCGGUCAACGGAGCCGAAGGAUUCCAAGUGCAACUGCUCACACUACGUGACAGGCAGAAGAAAUACCUGGCACUGAGACUCCCGCACGCCCAAUUUGACGGGUUAUCUCUCAAUGUCCUCGUCGACGACAUGUCGGCCGCCUAUGAUGAUAACACUAGCCAUUCUCUAGCUCCCUGCACACAAUUCUCGGACCAGGUCAAGUGCGUGACAGAAACAAAAACGACACAUGAAGCGUACCAAGUUUGGAAAGAUGUCCUUGACGAUGCGGAGAUGACGAGAUUGGAUGGCCAAAUUUUGCGCCGCGGAGAUGGCGUGGCGAGAACAGAGGAGGGUGGGGAGAGCGUUAAGGAAGAGUUGAGCGUCGUGACAGCCAUGACCGAGACAGCGCCGUUGGUGGCGCCAGCGGGUAUCACGAUGGCUACGUUGGCGAAGCUGGCCUGGGCUCUCACACUAUCAAGGCUCUUCUUGGCAAAACAACUCAACGAAAAGGGGCCGGAAUGCGGAAGGAGUGUGGUCUUCGGUCAAGUCAUCCACGGCCGCUCACUGUCCCUCCCUUAUGAAGACAGGAUCGUGGGGCCGUGUCUGAAUAUCAUCCCCGUCCGGGUUCUUCUACCAUCCACCACGCCCAAUCUGGAGGACCCAGUCAGCACGCGGAUGCUUUUGGAGCAGAUCCAAUCGCAGCACAUGGCCACGCUCCCGGUAGAGAGUCAACAGGACGCGGAUCAUGUUGUGGGAUGCUUCAGAGAGGUUCUAGAGAGUCUCGCAGGAGGCGAAAAGGUCAUGUGA
Colletotrichum chrysophilum is the source of this 4245-nucleotide messenger RNA. Its product is annotated as NRPS. The transcript has 2 exons. Lineage: Eukaryota; Fungi; Ascomycota; Sordariomycetes; Glomerellales; Glomerellaceae. The record is from RefSeq and is a predicted model, not a curated record. Gene Ontology annotation, cellular component: cytoplasm. Gene Ontology annotation, molecular function: catalytic activity; phosphopantetheine binding. Gene Ontology annotation, biological process: secondary metabolite biosynthetic process; amino acid activation for nonribosomal peptide biosynthetic process. The coding region runs from base 1 to 4245 and encodes 1414 amino acids.